UGGAAAUAAAAUAAGGUCUAAGAUUAUUACUAUGGAUAGUCGAUUCAUUCUAUAUACCAAUAUAUUAUUGUACAUUCUUAGGUUAAGUGAUUAUUAUUAUUCUUUACACACUCGUUUAUAUGCUUCUAAAAAUCACGUUUAGUUUAGCAAGUGCAUUUUAUCUUAGCAUUUUGUUAAUUAACUUUUACUGGAACUCUUUGCUUUGUAGCCAAGAACAUAAUUAAUUCAUCGUCUAUUUUAUUCAUCAUUUGUCACAUUUUUUCUUUUUAUUAUCGUUAUUACUCUACAUAUUAAUCGACUAUUAACCAUAUUCUUUGGCCUAAUUAAGUUAACUUUUUAAUUUACACUAAUCAAUAAUUGAGUUUUUGUAACUCGAGUACUGUUCUUUCUUUUUUUUUUACAUUUGUUACUAUCCAUAGCAAUCAAUAAUGUAUUAAUCAGACUGGAUAUUUUAAUUAAAAGUUGAAUUUAAUCUGGAGUUCUCUCUCUAUCUUUUUACGGCUUCUUGUUUGAGAUACAAAGACUUAUUAAUUUUCUGACUCAGUAGCAGUUCGGUUCUUUCAGUGACAGUAUGGCUUUUUAAUUGAUUAUUGUAUCCUAAAACCAACUUUAAUUCAUUCUUUAAUUAUUAGUCACUUUCUGUUCUUUCAAUCGUUUUUUUUCGGGAAAAGUUUAAUAUAUGGGUAUUGUAAGAAAAUGAAUUAUCGUCCGUUCAUUCACUGAAUAAAGCGCUUAUCUCCCAGUGAUUUCUCUAAGUUUUAUAAACCUACUGUCCGUUCAUCGACUCAUGCAAUCUAAUGGCUUAUAUGAUCCCUUCGAAAAUUAGUAUAAUUUCAAGCUUUUAUUCAAAGUACAUGGUUGAAAUAGCAAGCAGUCAAAACAAUAGUUUAUAAAGUUCUUUAGUGAGUACCCUGAUCAUUUUACCUAAUGUUUAUUAGCUUGUACUCAUUUUAAAAAUUCACUAAUUACUAUUUCAUCAUCGUAUCGAAUAUCUUUUGUUCUCGUAAUUGUGGUUAUGUAUAUUUUUAUUAUUUAGAGUCAGUAUUUAUUCACAAGAGAAUAUUGAUUUGAAACGUCGUGUGGAUGGCUUAGAAAGUACAAAUCGUUCUUUGCUAGGUCAAUUGCGUCUAUUACAGCAACUUGUCAGUAAAUCUAAAUCCAGUAACACCCCAACUUCGACAUGCUCCACUGAUUCAAUCAAAACUGGAAAUCAAACAAAUCAUUUGACUAUGAAUGGCAAUGGUUCUGUUGAUUCUGUAACUCGAAUUACUCAUAGUAAUGGUUCACCUUCCACUUGUUUAAUGGUCUUUGCUUUAUGUUUUGCUGCCUUAUGGAUUGGGCAACCUUCAGGAAAUGGCAAUCAAAACGCACUGAACACUGGCCUAAGCUUUACUUUGAGUCCUCAAAAUUCCUUCAAUUUCUGGGUAUCACAAGUUCCACAGCGUCUAGUAUCUGGUUCAUUAUCCCAGGUAAUACAUCAACUUCGGAUGAUUUAGUGUUCUUUUUUAUAAAGACUUUGUGUAACCAUAUUUAUAUAAAUGCAUUUCAUUUAUUAAAUCUUGAAAGUUUUGUAUCAGCGAUAGAUGAUAAAGGAAAUCAUUUUCAUUCAUAUUGAUGAUUGUAAGUAUUACUUACAUGAAUUAGAUAUUCUUUGGAUGUUAUUUUCAAACUAGUACAUAGUAUAAGAUGAAUUUAAGUAAAUUGGUAAAUAUACUUUGGACAUUUUCUGUAUAUUUGAUUGAUCUUAUAAUACUCUUCAAUCCAUUAUGCAUUCUUAAUGAUUGUUAAUGUUUUUUGUGCACGGUCAGCACAUAUAUUCAUCAAAACAACAUGAACUUGAUGGUAAGUUAUAAUUAGUAUAAUAACUGUAUGCUUAUAUAUGUAAGUAGCCUGUUGGUCUUUUCAUAAUUUUCUAAUUCUAGAUUGGUUACUCGUUCUCAAAACAACCUCAGUUUAGUGAGUAUAAACAUAGUUCUUUCAAUAAUUUUGGUGUAAAAAAGUCAUAUGACACCCAGUUUGUGGCGCAUGAUUCACCACAAGAACAAACAUCAAAACUAGUCAGUCAGUUCCCUCUACAUUCUUCAGCUACUCAGAAAUUUCAUGGUUAGUUCCCAUUCACUUUUAUUCUAGUUAAGAUUUAUUCAUUUGAAGUCAGCUUCUUGUAGAUGUCUUUUAUAACUACUCUUGUGUAAUUUUGUACUUUUAAACCCUGUCUAAUUCCAAUGAUUAUAAAUCCUGAUGCCUAUUAAUUUCGCAUAUUAUUUAGAUUGGUUUCAUCAUAUAACUAGAUUCAUUUGACAAUUCGAUAUGAGAAGCGAUAUGUUUCAUAAAAUAUAUUCAGAAACUCAAACGUACACUGUUUGUAGGAAGUGAGAAUUGUAUAUGUUGUGUAUUUUGAAUGAGUUAAUAUAAUGAUCUGAUCAGUUGCUGUAUUACGCGGAUUGACUUGUCAAGUGAAUUUGUUGACUUUUACCCAUAUCCAUGUAUUGAAUAUGAUAAAUAGGUAUAUAUAUAUAUGCAUGUGUGAAAGGGAUGUAAACCCCAAGCUGAAGUUUUAUUUUGUGGAAGAAAUGUUGAGAAGACCCGAAUAAUUCCCUGAAAUGUUCAUAGAGGCCCUGAAAACUGAGAAACAUUUUAUCUAAUCAGCGUUGAGUGGACGUUUCUCAGGAACAUUUGGAAAGUGGAGAGUCAAAUGUCAAACUUCUGAUCGUAGGAUUACUAUGAUUCUAGAAUCCCAAGGUCAUCCGAAAUGCCAUAAAUACUCUCGAUUUUCUGUACAUAAGUUAACCUUUUUCCACGUUUCGCCCUUUCUCUCUGUUUUAAUUUUUCGUUUAGAUUUAACCUGGGGUUAUAGAAGAGCUUAGGUAACUGAUUCAAGCGUUUAGACAGAAGAUUUAUCGAAGAGUUAAUAAUUAGUGGGAUUAAAAACGACACAUUUGCUUACUAGGUUUUUUACCUGGUUAGAUAAAAGUAGACUUGCAUAAAAGUGUGCUUAUAGUUUGUAACUGUUGCACGCAUCACAAUCUUUUAAGAAAUCAAAUCAUUUUACUUUUAGUUGUUCCGGUUGAUAAGGUUAAAGGGGAUUCGAACUACUGUGAUACCAUAUUUAGUUACUGAGUGGGUCACCUAUAUCUAUGUGCCAAUACUAUCCAAUUUCUAAUUUCACUUCAAGAAUUCAUUGAAUGAAUAUUCUUAGUUUGUUCACUUAACUACUGACAAGAUUAUUUAAGUGAACAUUAAUUAAGUGAAAAAUACCUAGAUUUAGAAAUGCUUUGUAUAUAACAAAGGUGAUGAAAAUAAACUAGUGAUAACCUGUUCGGGAAUCCUACGCAUAUAAUUUUUGCUGCUGUUUUGUAACGUAGUUGGGGAUUUUUAACUCGUCAACUGAAUACAGUCUUUCAAAGCUCCUAGAUUGUUCCUUAAUUUUUAAGCUAACUGAAUCCUAACUCGAAAUAUCAAAGAUAAGUUGUCAGCGGUUGGAUUAUCUACUAGUGUUUAUCGUCUUAACUGGUUUUAUAGAGGGACUUACAUAGGUCAUACUUCUAUUUAUACUUCGUUAUUUGCGAGAAUGUAACUGAGUGCUUAAAAAAGUAGAGAUCACUUCUAAACCAAAAUAAAAACAUCUGUAUUCCAUGUAUUUUUAAUUCAAAAACGCAUAGUGUAGUCAUACUUUCAGUGCUUGUUUUCGUAAACUAGUAACAAUAACGCUAGCCUUAAAAAUUUAUGACUUGUAGUGUAUUUUCUGUCCACUAUGGUGUAUUAUAAAAUGAUAUCAUUACUUGUUUUACAUUGAUCAUAUCACUACCUUUUCUAUCAUUAAUGCUCUAUCAAAAGAGUUUGUUAAAGUCAUAUCUUUUCAAAGGUUCCCUCAUUUUAUAUCGGCCAGAUUCUACCUAUUAAUUGCUGUGCAUUCCGUUACGUUCAUUACUUGAUUAGCGCAGAAUAUAAUAUACCACUAACGGUACUCAAACAUAAAAUCCCCACAAUCACAAAUCAGAAGGCAUGAUAAGUGUUUGUUGCGUAAAAACCAAAAAUGUACAGAAAAAAUGCGUGUAUUUGUAAUUAUUAGUGUUGGCUGUAACAAACGCCCUGGUAUGGCCGAGAGCGGGGUUGGUUCGCCCUUCCUCUCGAAAUACUCUCACACGGCCGCGCGUAUACAACCUCUGCCAGGGAAGUCCUACUCACUGCUUUCUCGUGGCGGGGGUGUUGUUUACGAAAAUGAGAGGACGAAAAGCGAAUGUCCGGCGCUUUAACCGGAUUCCAAACCAAUGGUGCACAUGGGCACCAGUAUCCUGCGGGAACAAAUGGCGUACGAACCAAUUUUCGGUCACCGGCUACCAUAGGACUGCAUCUCCUUACGAUGCUCCACUGCCUUGUGGGUUAGACCUUUAGGUCAAAGGCUCGGGGUGUGGCCCCCUAAGCGAACCACCUGCUUCGGUCUGGGCACCCGGGCAGUAACGCAGCCCACAUGCAAUUAAUGAACUGAAAUUGUAUGGCGCAUAUAUGUUUGGCGCACUCCUGUACCAAUAUAUAUGUGUUCAAAUAAAAUAAAUAAAAAUAAAAUUCAGCCAAUCCCCAAGGAGACAAGUUGCACUACUGUCCAAUCGUAGCAUGCCACGUUAAUAUUCUAGAAAGUCCCAUCAGGUUCUGAUUGGGUGGAAACUCUUAGGCUCCUUUAGGGACUCUAGAGGCUCCAUCAGUCUUCUCGAGAGCCGUCCUAACUUAUUCUGUGAUAUAUAGUUUUAUUAAAAACUGCCUUCUUCAAACAUCAUUGAUUGUAGUCUUGCCUCAUUACCAUAUUCGUUUCAUUUUCUUUGUUUUGCAUGUACUUUACCAAUUCGUGGCAAAAUCCUUUUCAUCCCGUAUGCAUGUUUUUUUCUUUAAAUACUAAAAUUUAUUUAACCAUCACUUGACAUUUUGGCUGCUGUUUGUUGAUGUCUGUUGAGUUAAACACUAAAUUUCAUUGAUUUUUUAGCUGAUAAUACAUACUGUUCCCAUAUGAUCUGACCUUUUUUAUGUUCAAUAUUCACGUCAUAAUUCAAGUAAGCUACGAGACACUUGUUGUGUCGGUUACUAUUUUAAGGUCACAGCUUGCUCUAGCUUCUGGACUAGCCAAUUUAUUCAUUCAUCUUGAGUCACCUUUUGACCUUGUUAAUUAUUCGCCUAUCAACCUUGACUUUUUAUAUGAGCGUAUUUGUGCAUUUCUUAUCUUACUCAUCACAUGUCUUAUUUUUAUCUGACUAUAAAUAUCUAUUAAUGCUUGAUUAAAUUGAGUUGGCUCACACGCAUUCUCCAGUGCACAUCAUUUCACUUCGUGCUUCGGAUUAUCUCUCCAGAUCAACGAGUGUACAAAAUUUCAGCGUUCGAGACUUCUUGGGGAAGCAAGUGAGUUGGAAGACUGUGGUCCUGGACAUUCAUUUUGGUCUUAUUUAUUCGGAAAUCCAACAUCAUCCAAACAUCAAAUUUGUGGUCGAAACGAUGAUCUACUCAUAACAGAACUUCAGCUUUUUGAUGACAUCGAAAGAGAUUUAAUGCUCACUCUGUCACCUAACUCAACAGAUUCUAAAUACUAUUCGAAAUUCAAUGAAUCCAAAAGCUCGUUUCAUGUAACUUGGCCACCUGUGAUAGAAUUAUCUUAAAGUAUCAUCUAAUGAGGUUUACUACUACAAUUUUUCAUCUUUCAUGAGAUGGUUCAUGUCACCGUGUGUUGAAGGUGAUACUUCGUUAUGAACCAUUUCACUGUGUAUGUGAUACUCUUAUUUCCCAUUAGGAAUUACUAUUAUCCAGUUUUAACCCAAGUGCUAAUACAUUCAUUUAUCUAUGUUCUAAUAGUAUUUUCUUAUGUGACAUUCAAUGAUAAUAUUACACUUGUGAUCCGUUUUAUUCGUGAUUUAAUUUUUUGGGUGGAUGGUUAAUUGUAAUAUGUGUAAUUUAUGUUUUCAUUUAUCUUCUGUUUAUAUAUAAACAACUGUGUAUAUGUGACCUUUUUGGAUAUGCUCCUGACUUUCUAUAUUCUUUAUUCCUUAUUUUUGUGGUUUACUUCUAUGGAAGACAUGAAUCGUACUUGUAAACUUAUUUAAUAGCAUGACUUUCAUCCACUUAAAUUUUUAACUCCAUAAUAUGAUUGUACUUUUUCAUCAAUCUACUGUGUGGAUUUGGGUUUUUGAAACAAAUCGGUCAUGUCCAUUCUCCGAAAAAUAAAUAGUAUUCAACUUAAUAAUAUUUUCACUGUCAGAUUUUGUAUAUGUUUAUUUUUGCAUUUACCUUAUGGAGUAAUAAGUCUUUUGUAUUAUUAUUUACUAACAUAUAUUGUUCUCUUUUCUGUGUGUAAGAAAACAAAUGAAACUGUUGUGCUACGCUUUUCGCACAUAUACAUCAAGCUCUGUUAGUCUUUUACUCACUUCCUUGUAAUUGCUUUAAUUUCUGGUUGGUUGAUUUAAAAUAUAUUUUGUCAGGACACUAAGAUUUUUAGCUUAUAAAAAUGGUUAAGUUCCUAUUUUUACGAAAUUAAAUUUUAAGGUUAAUGACCAAGUCGGUGUUGGAAUUCCCCAUUUUUGUGUGCAAAAUUUAAAAACUCAAAAACCAACUGUUUUGUUGUUUUCGAAUGAGUAACUUUAUGUUAACUGUCAGUUCACACUCGUGAUGAGUUUCUAUACGAACACUCUGAAAACCGAGUUUUGUUAUACAAUCUCUUUCAUCAUUAGUACAUUCCAAUACUCAAGUAAACAUAAGAGGACGUCACUUAGUUGUAGGACAUGAGUGGAAACUUUCUUUGUUAGACUCUGUUUACUUUGGUUUUAGUGAUACUGAAGGCAACCUAUCUCAGAUCUUUUUCUUACCAUUCAGGUUCUUAACACAAUACAGCCUGACCUAUUAUCAGUGUUGGUCUUGCACAACCACUCAGAUUCUGAGGGUUUGGUAUUUAUUUUCUGGUGUUUUUGGUAGGUUGUUUGCUCUUUUAUAUUCUUUAACUAGAAGUUGUUUUUGAGGCCUAAACGAAUCUGUCAUGGCUUUUACCAUUUACGAAGUCGAACGGACUAUUAAGUCAUCAAACUAUUCAAACUUUGUAUAAUUGAACAACCGGGUUCAUAUAUGAAAAAACACUAUAAUUAAUACUCACUUUCUGUCAUGCCAACUGGUUAGACAGGGAUUGUUGAAAUUUUGUUUAAUAUAAGUUAAGUGAACGUGCAGACUCACAAUUAUGGAGAGAUUAGAUGAAUUAUCAAAUAUUGCGCGCAAUAUUUAAAUAUAGGCGAUAACGAGUAAAUGUUGGAGGUUUUCAAUAUAAAUGAAUGAACAUGUUGAGUUUGUUCGAAACAUGUGGCAGCUAGGACACUCAGAGUACUAUUUGCGAUACAAAGAAACAUCUGUUUAUUUCUUCGCCUUUUCAUCUUUAAUAUGUUCAUCCUGCAAACGUUUCGUCGUUAUAAAAGGAACACAGAAUCAUGUUCCAAAUUUCUGAAGUAAACUCCUAACCAAAUUUUACAGUUGAGUUGAUGUUUUGUUAUUUCUUUCAAUAUCAUUUUUUAGAACCAUAAUAUGUGCGACUCAACUACUUCGUAUCAUACACUGAUUAAAAUGGCAAGAACAGUAAUUUAGUAAGAUUGUGUGGUAAUAGUCUUAUAAACAAUAUGUAUCAAAUAAUAUGCCUUGAGAAAUAAAUCGUAUGAUCAAUUUGCAUCCCCGAAACCCGUUACAGUCAGGCUAUGAAAAAAAUAAUUACAGAAUAUAUUAAAACUACAAACGAGUUGCUUGUUUAAAGGAGUACACUUUUGUCCUUAUGAACAGUUCGACUUAGCUCACUCUAAGGUAAAUUAUUAAAAUCAUAAGAUAAUAACUUAACAACGUUGGGGAUCUUAAAUGUUAAUCACUUGUCAAAAUUAAUAAACUUUUAUAGAAACUAAAAUCAACAAAUAUCAGAGUGGUGAAUCAGUUUGGCAGUCACAAGGAUCAAAAUUCAACGGAGACAAAAUUUAAAACGAAUCAGGAAGUAACAAGAAAUAAAAGGGAUGAAACUGCAAGUACAUAUGAGGAAAAAUCUUCCUAUGGCAAAUAGCAAACAUAAUAUUCAAAAACAAAUUAAUUUUUCUUUUUUGCAAGGGUAAGUUAAAAGUCACUCCCUGUUCAAAACCAUCGCACUUUAUCACACGCGAUCUCUAAGGGCUGGAGUGGUGGCGGGCAUUCUAUUUGUGAAUAGUGCUAAGUAGUUUGCCCGACUGUGUGCUGCCUUGAUUUUAUAGUGUACGUGGAUUUGGAAAAGCUGAAUAACUUUUAAAACAUUCUUGUUCACGGAUCACAUCAACUACUGAUUAUCUCUUUGUACUCUGCAUUGUUUUGGAGUUUCCUACAUAAGGCUAAUGGUAGAACCAUUGCAUCAACUAGACCUAACACGCCUUCAGUGGGCCUGUACGUUACUUUUAGCAGCGAUUGCUUUAUCGAAUUCUUUCAGUUGGGUUAAAUUGAAACGUGGCUUUAAAUUUUCAACCAGUGGUUGAAACAGGAACCUUACAAAUGCAGAUGACAAAUAUUCAUUAAAUUAACCAACAAAGUGAGGGAAAUCGUAGCGACUGUUGAAACCAAUUUUAUGUUGUUACUAAAUGUACGUUUGAUGUUCUUCCAUGUUGGCGAUGUAAUUAUCGAAAAGUUUUAACUCCAUGGUAUUGUGAAUCGCGAGUUGGCUACUCUAAAUUCUACCAGUUGACAAGCUUCAGAUAUCCCAGUUCGACCCCAAUACUGUUCCCAAUCUCCAAUAUAUCAGAACACGAACCGUAGUUGAGAAAUCGUUU
Molecule: messenger RNA, 8786 nt
Organism: Schistosoma haematobium
Lineage: Eukaryota; Metazoa; Platyhelminthes; Trematoda; Strigeidida; Schistosomatidae
Product: cAMP responsive element binding protein 3-like
Exons: 2
Coding region: 1316-1615 (99 amino acids)
Biological process (GO): regulation of transcription by RNA polymerase II
Molecular function (GO): cAMP response element binding; DNA-binding transcription factor activity, RNA polymerase II-specific
Source: RefSeq, a predicted model, not a curated record